GAGGCUGAGUUGGCAUAAAUAUAAAAUAUACGUAGAUUAUUGUCAUUGGUCAUUAUUGUACAGGUAGUGAAACCUAAAUGAUAUAUAGAUUCAUUUGUUAUACAUUUAAUAAUCAUAUUAUAUUUAAUAAUAAUAAUAAAAAAUACUUAAGCGAAUUAACAUCAGCGAUAUUCAAAAAAACAAUGGCUACAGUAGAAAAAAAACCGUUUUAUCGUUUACCUGAAAAUAUUCGUCCUCGUCAUUACGAAAUAACCCUAGUUCCAGAUAUUGAUAAGUUUACUUUCAAAGGAUGUCAAUCUGUCGAAAUAGAGGUGAAAGAAGCAACUGAUAAAAUAGUAUUGAACUCAUUGGAUAUCGAUAUAAGCAGCGUUACGUUCAAAAAUGACAAAGGAACGAGUCUCAAAGCGGCAAAAAUAGAUCUGCUGCCAGAAGAUGAAACUGCUGUUUUAACUUUCCCUGAAAAACUUCCGGUUGGAAAAACUGGUUGUUUGAAUUUUGAUUUUGUCGGCCAGAUAAAUGAUAAAAUGAAGGGAUUGUAUCGCAGCAAAUAUCAUGGCGGGAAAAGUAAUGAAUCAGCUGCCGUGACUUAUCUAUGUCCGACUUCAGCACGUAGAGUAUUUCCUUGUUGGGAUGAGCCAAAAAUAAAAGCAACAUUUAGCUUGAAAAUAGUUGUUCCAUUAUCUAAAAGACUAGUCGCAUUAUCUAACAUGCCAGUAGAAAAAGUCGAGAAGAAGGGCGAAUUAGAAAUUUUAAAAUUCCAAAAAACCCCAGUGAUGUCAACGUACCUAGUAGCAGUAGUCAUCGGGGAGUUUGAUUACUUGGAAGACAAAACCGUGGACGGAACGGUAGUGAGAGUUUACACUCCGAAAUCCAAACAAGAACAAGGACGAUUUGCCUUAGAAGUAGCGACUAAAGUACUGCCAUACUACAACAAAUACUUUGGAAUAUCUUACCCACUACCAAAAAUGGACCUCAUCGCCAUCGCUGAUUUUUCCGCGGGAGCCAUGGAAAAUUGGGGCCUAGUUACUUACAGAGAGACUUGUCUGCUAGUCGACCCACAGAACACAUCAGCAGCCUCAAAGCAGUGGAUCGCUCUGGUGGUAGGACACGAGUUGGCUCAUCAAUGGUUCGGCAACCUGGUAACCAUGGAAUGGUGGACCCACUUGUGGCUCAACGAAGGCUACGCCUCAUUCGUCGAAUUUCUUUGCGUCGCUCACUUGUUCCCCGAGUACGACAUCUGGACUCAGUUCGUCACCGACACCCACAUCAAAGCCCUAGAGCUUGAUGGUCUCAAAAACAGUCACCCGAUCGAAGUACCCGUGGGUCACCCCACAGAAAUAGACGAAAUCUUCGACGACAUUUCUUACAACAAAGGCGCUAGUGUCAUUCGCAUGCUGCACUCCUACAUCGGCGACGAAGAUUUCCGCAAGGGUAUGAAUCUAUACCUCAAACGUCACAGUUACGCGAAUGCAGAGACGGAAGAUCUCUGGGCAGCCUUGGAAGAAAUGAGCAACAAACCAGUCGGUGAUGUCAUGUCGACCUGGACAAAGCAACAAGGAUUUCCUGUCAUAAAAGUUGAGCAACGUCAGCAAGGCAACGACAGAGUACUGGUUCUAUCUCAGGAAAAAUUCCUCGCUGAUGGUUCCGUUGAUAAAGAAGAUUAUCUAUGGAUGAUACCAUUGAGUGUCAGUACAUCAAAGUCACCAAAUGAUGUUGCGCUUACGACAGUAAUGAGUGAAAAAAAUAAAGAAAUAAUAAUAAAAGAUGUACCAGAAGGUUCAUGGGUUAAAAUAAAUCCCGGUACCAUUGGAUUUUACCGCACGCGUUAUGAUUCGCAAGCGCUCUCUUUACUUAUGCCGGCAAUUAAAGACCGCACUUUACCGCCACUAGAUCGACUUGGACUUUUUGAUGAUCUCUUUGCAAUGGUCCAGGCCGGUCAUACAUCAACUGUUGAUGUACUUAAAUGUAUGCAAGCUUUCCAGUAUGAAGACAAUUAUACUGUGUGGUGCAGCAUCGUCAGUAGUUUAGGAAAAAUAGGAAUUUUAUUGGGACAUCUUGAUAUUUAUGAUAAUUUCAAAGCUUACGGUCGGUCAUUAUUGAAGGACAUCACCAAGAAAUUAGGAUGGGAGCCGAAAGAAAAUGAAAGUCACCUGGACAAUUUGCUGAGGUCACUGGUCUUGGGCAGAAUGGCUGUGCUGAAAGACACGGACAUUAUCGAAGAAGCCAAGAGACGAUUCGAUCUCCAUGUCACGAAAAAGUCAAUCCUGGCUGCUGAUCUGAGGACUCCUGUUUACCGCGCGGUGCUUUCUGUUGGUGACGUCAAUACUUACGAGACAAUGCUCAAGUUGUACGACGAAGCUGAUUUGCAUGAAGAGAAGGACAGAAUACUAAGGGCAUUGGGAACAAUUCAGGAUGAAAAUCUUCUGUCAAAAGUCCUAGAUUUUUCAAUGAGUGACAAAGUACGUGCUCAGGAUACUGUAUUUGCUAUAAUGUCUGUUGCUAUGAACUCAAAAGGACGCGAUUUAGCCUGGGAGUUUUUCAAAAAUAAUUGGAAGCCGCUGAUGAAUCGCUACGACGGUGGGUUUUUGUUGUCGAGACUCGUUAAACAUACCACUGAAAAUUUUGUUACCGAAGAACGUGCCAUGGAAAUUGAGGAAUUCUUCAAGAAAAAUCCUACACCUGGUUCUGAGAGAACGGUGCAACAGAGCAUGGAAAAUAUUAGACUUAAUGCAGCUUGGCUGGCUCGAGAUCAAGCUUCUAUUGAAUCGUUUUUCAAAAAUAAUUCGUAUUAAAAAUAAGAAAAACAUUUUUUUUUUUUUUAAUUAUUUAAUUAAUUGAAUAUACAUGAGCUCAAAGGUUGUUGUUUCAAAUAUUUAUUAAUAUCUUUUGUUAAUAAAUUCAAUGUACAAGUAUUAUAUCAGUAAUUUAUGAUAACUUUAAUUAUUAAUUUAUAAUUUUUUUAAAUUUUAAUUUAAAUAUUAAUUGUAAUUAAAGAUAUUAAUAAUUUUUUUGGGGUGCGCGAAUUUUUCGAAUUAUUGAAGUUUCGAAAUAUUCGAUGCGCUCCUAUAAUUUAUUAUUUUGUAGAAACAUCAACGAUUGGACUCAAAAAAAAAUUCAUAAAAAUCUAAACUUUUUUUUUUCAAAUGAGUAUAAUUGCGUAACAUUAAAUUUACUUGCACUUAUAAUAACUAAAAUACAGUCAGUUUUGAAAUUUUUACAUGAAAUUUUUUACAUAAAAAAAAAGGAUUGUAAAUUCUUGUGUAAUAAUUAAUUUUUAUAAAACAUUUACUUAAUUUA
Molecule: messenger RNA, 3297 nt
Organism: Microplitis demolitor
Lineage: Eukaryota; Metazoa; Arthropoda; Insecta; Hymenoptera; Braconidae
Gene: Psa
Product: puromycin-sensitive aminopeptidase
Exons: 4
Coding region: 78-2792 (904 amino acids)
Biological process (GO): proteolysis; peptide catabolic process
Cellular component (GO): cytoplasm
Molecular function (GO): peptide binding; zinc ion binding; metalloaminopeptidase activity
Source: RefSeq, a predicted model, not a curated record